CAGGAACUGGCUGGUGUUGCAGUACUAGUGUUGCAGUAUGGGGUCCACUAGACCCCUGGUGUUUGUUACUGGCAACACUAAGAAGCUAGAGGAGGUCCUGGCUAUACUGGGUGACUCUUUCCCCUUUAGGGUUGAAAGUCGCAAAAUUGACCUGCCAGAGUACCAAGGUGAAGCAGACGAGGUCGCUCGCAAAAAAUGUCAAGCAGCGGCUGAAUUGAUCAAGCGUCCGCUGGUUAUAGAGGACACUUGUCUGUGUUUUAAUGCCCUGGGUGGUUUACCAGGUGAGUACUGUACCUGGUUUUUGGAGAAAUUAAAGAUGGGCCUACACAAACUGUUGGCCGGUUUGAAAAGGUACUCAGCAGAGGCUGUGUGUAGCUUUGCCUUCACCUCUGGUGACCCUAAGGACGAGGUCCUCCUCUUCCAUGGUCGCACCCUGGGCACCAUCGUCCCACCCCGGGGUGACAAUAAGUUCGGCUGGGACCCUUGUUUCCAACCCCAGGGUUACAACCAGACAUAUGCAGAGCUGGAGCCCAACAUCAAGAAUGCCAUCUCUCACCGCCGCCGUGCCAUCGAUGCUCUUAGGAACUACUUUACCAGUGAUGCAGGACGACAACUUCUCUCUGACAAACUUAAAGUUGAAGAGUCUAGCAAAUAAUGACUAUUUGAAAGUUGAUUGAUAGUUCUAGGCCUUCCAUUUUGAAGUGAAACCUUCAUCAAGAGCAUUCAAAAUUAUAUAUAAUAUAUAUAUAAAAUUUUUUUUUCAAAAGUCGG
Molecule: messenger RNA, 771 nt
Organism: Cherax quadricarinatus
Lineage: Eukaryota; Metazoa; Arthropoda; Malacostraca; Decapoda; Parastacidae
Source: RefSeq, a predicted model, not a curated record